GUGUAACGAAAUGGUCAAAAUCCAAGAUGAAUUGCGUGGAUGGUAGACUUGCAAGCAAGUGCGUAGAAUGUGUGUACGACGAGCUGCGACAGACCCGAGGACUCAGCGACGCACUUAUCAUAGUGGACCAUGUGGAGUUCCACGUCCAUAAGAUCAUCAUGUGCAACUGCAGCCCGUACUUUGGAGCCCUCUUUCUACGAUGGUCCACGCCAGACCAGAAGGUCUAUGCCAUACAAGGUCUUACAGCUCACUUAAUGCAGCUCUUCAUUGAUUUCGCAUACACUGCCUGUGUGUUGGUGACACAGGACAAUGUUAAGGACUUGUUGAUAGCCGCCGAUAAGUUCAACGUCAUAGGCAUCGUUGAAAUCUGCUGCGUGUUUCUAACUGAGCAGCUCUGCCCAGAGAACUGCAUCGGCAUCUGGCAGUUCACGAGGAACUGCCACACUCCACAGCUGCAGAGCAAUGCCUACCAGUAUAUUUUAUACCACUUUGAGGAGGUCGCCACCUCGGACGAAUUGCGGCAACUCUCCAUGCAGGACUUCAGUGACAUGCUCGACAGAGACGACCUGAUCGUGAAAAAGGAGAACAUCGUUUACGAGGCCAUCCUGCACUGGAUUGCACACGAGCCUUGGGAGCGUGGCAGAAACAUGCCGAUGCUCCUGGCCAAGGUCCGUCUCGCACUGACCAGUCAGGAGUACAUCACCAUCAAUGUGCUGACCAACCAGCUGGUGCAGAACAGCCGUGAAUGCCUGGAGAUGGUCACUUUUGCGUCGCGCGUGAUAAGCCACAUGGCAACAAACUCCGUGUCUGCGUACUGCAACCUGGUCGCCCGUCCCCGCCUACCUUCUGCCAUCCUGCUGGCCAUUGGCGGCUGGAGUGGCCCAAGCGCCACCGAGUGCAUCGAGAUGUAUGAUGUCCACGCCAACUGUUGGGCCUACCUGUUUGAACAUAUGGACCAACCCCGAGCAUACAGCGGCGCCACCUUUCUCAAUGAUGCCAUCUACUGUCUGGGUGGCUUCGACGGCACAGAACAUUACAACACCGUCAGCCGCUUUGACCUGAAAACGUGCACAUGGCAGGAAGUGGCACCCAUGCACUCCCGCCGAUGCUAUGUGAGUGUCACAGCGCUGAACGGGUGCCUCUUUGCAUUAGGGGGCUAUGAUGGACAUGUAAGACUAAAGACAGCGGAGUACUACACGCCUGAAACCAACCAAUGGACUCUUAUCACCAGUAUGCAUGAACAGAGGAGUGAUGCCAGCUGCACCACCCUUAAUGACAAGAUUUACAUUUGCGGUGGUUUUAAUGGAAAUGAGCCCUUGCAAACAGCAGAAUAUUACAGCCCAGAGACCAACGAGUGGACCAUGAUGGCCCCAAUGAGCAGCCGCCGCAGUGGCGUUGGAGUCAUUGGGUUUGCUGACCACGUUUACGCAGUUGGAGGUUACGAUGGUGAAGUCCGUCUGACCAGUGCCGAGGCCUACAACCCUCGGACCAACAACUGGAUUGUAUUGCCGUCCAUGCAAUGCCCCCGAAGCAACUUUGGCAUCGAAGUAGUGGAAGAUUGUCUUAUUGUUGCUGGAGGUUACAAUGGUGUCUCCACCACCAGCCAUGUGGAGUACUAUGACUUAACGACUGGUCUAUGGUCUCCAGCCAGCGACAUGCGGAUUUCUCGUAGCGGUCUGACUUGUUGCGUGAUGACCGGACUCUGCAACAUGAACCAAUGUGCUGUCGUUCGAAACGAUCUACCGUUGCUCUUCCUGGAAGACGAUAUAACAGAAAUGGACGAUGUCUAAACGUAAAGUGUAAACUGCCCUGAGAACUCAAAUAAAACAGCUUCACAACAAAGAGGGGAAAAUGAAUAAAAGAGCAAAAACACAUAACUGCAAAACAUGCUGACUCAUUGUUUUUUAUUUUGUGACUUUCUCUGACGUAUGAACAAAUAUACAAAUAACACA
This is a messenger RNA of Phycodurus eques (leafy seadragon), 1952 nucleotides long. RefSeq names its product kelch-like protein 10. The coding region runs from base 27 to 1790 and encodes 587 amino acids. Gene Ontology annotation, molecular function: protein binding. NCBI's taxonomy places the organism in Eukaryota, Metazoa, Chordata, Actinopteri, Syngnathiformes, Syngnathidae. The transcript is spliced from 5 exons. The record is from RefSeq and is a predicted model, not a curated record.